This is a messenger RNA of Diversispora eburnea, 693 nucleotides long. The record is from the annotation of a GenBank genome assembly. NCBI's taxonomy places the organism in Eukaryota, Fungi, Glomeromycota, Glomeromycetes, Diversisporales, Diversisporaceae.
AUGAUAAAGAUUAUUGAUAUUAUUCUGGCCGUAUCAAUUUUGUUAAGUGCAAUUUCUGGCACUUUGUCAUAUUCUUCCGGAAGUAAAGUUUGUUCAGUUGACCAGAAAACUCUUGAAGGUGUUUCAAAUCAACCUAUGGGAAAAUCAGUUAAUACCUUGGGAUAUUCUUUUUCUAAGAACUUAAAGUAUAAAGCUAGUGGCGAUUCUUUAAAUAUUAAAAUUCAAGGAAGUGAGGAAUUUAAUGGAUUGUUAAUAUGGGCUUUAGAUAGUGAUGGCAAGAAUCAAGGAACAUUUGAACUUCCAUCGGGCGAUUAUAAAUUUGUAACUGGUUGUGAUAGUGUUGUGACACAUUCAAACCCCGGAACAAAGGGAAAAUCUGUAACUAUUAAAUGGACUCCUCCAAAAAAAGAUGUUGGUGAUAUCACGAUUAAUGCAGCAAUAGUCGUUACGUUUAAAGGUUUCGAAAUUAUCAAAACUACUGUUAAAUCAUCAUCAUCUAAAUCGACUUCUAAAGCGAAAUCCACUACGAGUAAAUCACCUAGUUCAGCUGCACCAACUCUAACUGCAAAUAUUUCGCCAAGUAUAACAAGUUCACCGAGUGUUACUAAAAGUGAUAAUUCUCAAUUAUCAGCUUCACCUUUGUUAUUACUAUUACUAUUAAUUUUGACUACUUUAAUUUCUAUAAAUUUUUAA